AUGGCGAGAGCACCGCGUUCAGCGAGACGAGUAACACAGCGAGGUUAUGCCUCGGAAAGCGAAGGCAAGUCCUUCAAAGGCCAAUUAUACGAUAGUACUGCCCAAAGGUUACAAAGGGAGAGGGCAGACCAACUUCGCUUCGCCGAGAUUCGAGCUGCUCAGAAGGGCUCGGGAGGCUCGCCCAUCUGGUUGGUGCCGCUGGUCUUGCUGACGGGUGCUCUCGGUGGCUACAUCGCCGGCCAACAAGCUCCAGCCGACCCUGCCCCCAACUCGACCCUACCGCUUGCAGCCGCCCAUCCUCCCAAACACAACAUUGCCCCUACCAAUCUCGAAGCAGCAUGGACCGACUUCCGCGACAUCGUUGGCCAGGAGAACAUCUCGACCGAAGCUUCCGACCUCACCUCACAUUCGGGCUCUGAGUGGAGCUCCUAUCCUUCUCUCCCCGGAGAUCAGCCUUUCUGCGUUGUGAGGCCUGCCUCUACCGAGCAAGUGAGCGAGAUCAUGAAGGUCUGUCACCGUCGUCACAUCCCAGUCACACCCUAUUCUGGUGGAACCAGUCUGGAAGGCCACUUUGCUUCAACAAGAGGCGGUGUGUGUAUCGACUUUAGUCGCAUGGACAAGAUCCUGAAGCUGAACAAGGACGACCUGGACAUAAUCGUACAACCUGCUGUCGGCUGGGAGAACUUGAACGAGGAACUAGCCGAUCACAAUCUCUUCUUCCCUCCAGACCCGGGUCCGGGAGCUAUGAUUGGUGGUAUGGUCGGCACUGGGUGUAGUGGCACAAAUGCUUAUCGCUACGGAACCAUGAAGGAUUGGGUUCUGAGUCUCACCGUGGUCCUCGCAGAUGGAACGAUCGUCAAGACCAAGCAACGCCCAAGGAAAUCUUCUGCCGGCUACGACCUCACGCGUAUGUUCAUCGGAAGCGAAGGCACUCUUGGUCUGGUCACCGAAGCGACACUGAAAGUCACCGUCAAGCCCCAGAACACGAGUGUUGCUGUCUGCACAUUCGGCUCGGUCAGGGAGGCUGCCAAUGCUGCCUUCAAGGUUGUAGGUGAGGGUGUGCCCAUUGCGGCGAUCGAAUUGCUAGACGAUGUUCAGAUGCGAUGCAUCAACGACGCCGGGCAAACGUCACGAUCGUGGAAGGAGUCUCCCACUCUGUUUUUCAAGUUCAGUGGAACCGCCACCAGCGUCAAGGAGCACAUUGCGAUUGUCCAAAAACUAGCCAGGUCUUCGGGCAGCAAGACCUUCGAGUUUGCAAAGAACCAGGACGAGGCGCUCGAACUGUGGAGCGCCAGAAAGGAAGCCCUCUGGAGCGUCAUGGCCAAGAAGCAAAACGAUGGUGACCAUGUCUGGACUACGGACGUAGCAGUGCCCAUCUCCCGCCUGCCUGAUAUUGUUGAAGAGACCAAAGAAGCCAUCUCCAAGAGCGGCCUGACAGGAGCUAUCGUUGGUCACGUUGGUGACGGCAACUUUCACGCUAUCAUCCUCUAUAACGACAAGGAACAUAGUCUCGCAGAGGACCUUGUCCACCGCAUGGUCAAACGUGCCAUCGAGAUGGAAGGCACAGCCACCGGCGAGCACGGUGUUGGUAUGGUCAAGCGCGAUUAUCUCGAGCAUGAGGUUGGCCGUAGCACUGUCGACUUGAUGAGAAAGAUGAAGCUUGCUCUUGACCCUCUGUGUUUACUCAAUUGCGACAAGGUCGUUCGCGUCCAACAGCCCAAGCCUGGUGAGGUGCAAGAGUGGUAG
Aureobasidium namibiae CBS 147.97 is the source of this 1746-nucleotide messenger RNA. Its product is annotated as D-lactate dehydrogenase. Gene Ontology annotation, cellular component: mitochondrion. The transcript is spliced from 4 exons. Bases 1 to 1746 code for a protein of 581 amino acids. Gene Ontology annotation, biological process: lactate catabolic process. Lineage: Eukaryota; Fungi; Ascomycota; Dothideomycetes; Dothideales; Saccotheciaceae. The record is from RefSeq and is a predicted model, not a curated record. Gene Ontology annotation, molecular function: D-lactate dehydrogenase (NAD+) activity; FAD binding; D-lactate dehydrogenase (cytochrome) activity.